AUGGCGGACGACGAUACAAUAAUCCGGCGUCGCCUGCUGACACGUACGAGCACCGUGGGCAAGACUGGGCUCAAGAAAUGCGCCGAGACGAUGCUGUCCCUCGUUGAGCUACUGGCGGAUGAGUCGGUGGACGAUGCCACGUGCAAACAGGAACUGGACGGUUUGUUCUGGGAGAUGGAGCAGCUGCAGUUUGAAGCCAACAAGACGGAGAUCUGGAAUUAUACAUGCGACCGCGAGCUGGAGGAGUACGAGACGCUCAAUUCAGAGAUUGACACAAGUAUCGCCAAAGUUACCAAGGAGAUCGAGGAACUCAAGGUCAAAGUGCACGUGGAAAAGACUGUGCGGGCCUAUAAAGAGGAGUACGAGUCCAUUGCCAGAGUCAUCAACGAACUGCCGUCCAGGAAGGAGAUUCAGGCGGAGAUUGAAGGACAGAAGAAGAGACUGGAGGAAGCCUCGGCGGCUAUUGAGGCUGUGGACGGGACAUUGGAUCUACGUACCAAGCAGUUCGCUCUGUUGAUGAACACAAUUCAGAACUUGAAGGCCACGCUGGAGGAAGACGCGGGGAUGGACGAAGAACAGCAAGACGAAGAUGAGGAUAUGGAGGAUGUCGAGAGUAAAGAGAAGGAGAACGUUCGCAAAUUCCAGAUGUACCCGUAUUAUUUCAAAUUCUUACAGGAAGAAUAG
Messenger RNA from Phytophthora infestans T30-4, 684 nucleotides. RefSeq lists its product as uncharacterized. Bases 1 to 684 code for a protein of 227 amino acids. Gene Ontology annotation, cellular component: THO complex part of transcription export complex. NCBI's taxonomy places the organism in Eukaryota, Oomycota, Peronosporomycetes, Peronosporales, Peronosporaceae. Gene Ontology annotation, biological process: mRNA processing. The transcript is spliced from 3 exons. The record is from RefSeq and is a predicted model, not a curated record.